AUGAUACAAGAUGCCACAAGCAUCUUUAGUCGACUUCCUGCAUCUCCAAGGCUGGUGAAGUGGGACCCAUCCAUGGGUUCGAAAUGUCCGCCCGGCACUGGCUGUUCCAACAUCAUGGCAGAUGUUCGUUUCUAUCCCAAAGGUGCUGCCAAGGCUCACUUCACUGCGCACAAUGCGAAAGACCCAAAGGAGACAGCCAGGUGGAUUGACCGGAUCAAUGCUCGCUACAAGAAGGGCCUGUACCCGACCAAAGUGAUCGUCUACCAGGUGCAGAGAAAGACAGGAAGCUUGUUCGACCUAGGACAUGAUGCGCGCACAAGACGUGAGUCCUCAGAUGAUGUUCGCCAAGACCAAGGCAUCCAACGCUCUGCUCGUCGAACUGCAGAGACUCCCAGAACGCUUCAGAAAGGUGCUGGGGAUUCCCAAAUGUCAAGGAAGCCUUCGCAGGAUGGACCGAUCCACUCCGCUUCCCUCAAGCCAGCGGUGAAGGCCAACCCUGAGUCCUCAGACGGUGAGCGGUUGUCUUGUCAUGGAAAGCAAAUUUCUACGCAAAGUGUUUGGAAGGAAAAACCUGCUGCUGGAGCGCCUACAGCGCACCACAGGCGCUUUGAUACGCCUGCCGGAACUGCCGCGCUGAUGGGUCGAGCCCGAUCUCAGACUCCGGACUAUCAUAGACGUUAUUCAGAGAAUGCUUUGGGCACAUCGCUUCCAGGGUGUCACUCCCUGAAGGACAUUUCCCAACCAGAGACUCCACGUUGCCGACCCAGAAGGUGCUCUGCUGUACUUACACCUUCUCGACCCAGCGAGGUCGCUUGCCGCUUCAAUCGGGCAGAUGGACAGUGGUUUCCAUGCAGAAAGGCUCCAACGAAGCAGGCCUAUGGAUUGAGCAGCUCAAGAUCCUACUCAGAAGUUCACAUCUAA
Molecule: messenger RNA, 921 nt
Organism: Cladocopium goreaui
Lineage: Eukaryota; Dinophyceae; Suessiales; Symbiodiniaceae
Source: the annotation of a GenBank genome assembly